AUGAGAGCCCUAUUGCUUCGACAGCCUGUGUUGGCUCUAGCAGUAUGGAUCAACCUCUUGAUCUUUGUUCAUGCCGCUCAGGAUAUCAAUGGAAAGGCUGUUCUCAGACUUGGAGAUGUCGUCCCAGUCGAUACUCCAGGCAGCUACUACUCGGAGCUUCAUCCCUGUCCAGCCGCUUGUCUGGAUAACAAGCCAAAUAACUGGACUGUUUACUCUUCGAUUGAUCGUCUGAAUCUCUGCAAUCAACCUAUGCUGUUUGAGAUGGGAAUUCACAAGCCUGUCGGCAAAGGGAAUGGCGUCAGAUUACAUGCAUGCACAGUUGGUGACAGCCGCAAUGCCAACACCACUGUGAACGCACUCUUUGAAGCUUCUAGUGAAGCCAAGAACUUGACCAAGCGCGCAGAGUCCAACUGCGUAGCUGCUACUGCUGCCACCAAGAUUGCCCUCGAUUAUGGAGAGCAGGGCACGAGCGAUGCUUUUGUUGAUGAUGCGGUGGUGGCUUUGGAGAGCCUGCAGGCUUACUUGGAAGACGACUCAAAUUGUGACUCCUCCAUUUCGUUUGCAUACUCCAAUGGCACAGUAGCUGGCAUCUACAUGGGCUCUUCAUUCGACAAACGCACAGUCAAGCCCGUGGUCUCCCAGCUCAUUGAUCACAUCAAGACGUUCAAUCAAGCAGGCUCCAUGACUGUUCAAUUGUGCGGCGAAGAUCGCAACUCUAAUCAUGUUCUGGGUCUUGCUCUCGAUACAACAGGAGACAUUGCCACAGUGCAGAGCGCCAUUCGCUCUUGGUCCAACGGAGAAUGUGCCAGCGAACUGAAAAAAUCUUCUGUCUGGGAAGACGUGCAUAUUUGGGAAUCUACCGCAGAUUUGAAGCCAAUCAGCCAAGCAGCUGAGCGCGGUCUGGAAGCACGAGCAGAAUGCACGACAAUCCGAGUGGCCGCAAAUGAAUACUGCCCUGCCCUGGCUAAACGAUGUGGAGUCAGCCUAGCCGACUUCCAAAAGUAUAACCCCGGCAAAACCUUCUGUAAUACUCUUCAAGAAGGCCAGCCCGUCUGUUGUACGUCUGGCACGUUGCCUGAUAUCACCCCAAAGCCAGAGGCAGACGGAACUUGCAACACUUACACUGUCCAGCUUGGUGAUAAUUGUUCGAAACUUGCGGCAACAUAUGGGUUGACCGAAAAGAAGAUUGACGAGUUCAACAAUGGCACUACAUGGGUAAAGGAAAGCCCCCCCAUGCCGGCUCCAAUCGCCAACGCGCUGUGUGGGCCGACCAAGCCCGGGUCUAAGAAGCCUACCGAUGAUACCGAACUUGCAGAUUUGAACCCAUGCCCGCUGAAUGUGUGCUGCAACAUAUGGGGCCAGUGUGGUAUCAAUCAGGAAUUCUGUCUCAAGGAGCCUGGGCCUUCCAAGAACCCAGGAACUUCGCUACACCAGAACGGUUGUGUGUCCUCCUGUGGAACAAAAAUCACCAACAAAGGAACUGCUCCAGCACAGUAUGGUCGAGUUGGCUAUUAUGAAACUUGGAACUUUGAUCGAGAGUGUCUGAAUCUUCGUGCCCAAAAUGCCAAUACCGAUGGUAGCUACACGCAUAUGCACUGGGCGUUUGCUGGAGUCAACAAGGCUGACUGGACAGUCAAGAUCAAUGACUCGUUUGGUCAAUGGGAUGACUUCAAGGAUCUUGGUCUCAAGCGAAUUAUUUCAUUCGGUGGCUGGGGAUACUCAACAGAGCCGGAGACAUAUAAUAUCCUGCGAGAGGCGAUGGCGACCCCCGACGCUCGCAAUACCUUCGCCACCAAUGUUGCCAAAUUUGUGAAGGAUGAGGGUCUCGAUGGUGUGGACUUUGAUUGGGAAUACCCAGGGGCUAUAGAUAUUGACGGCACUCCUCCGGGUCUUGCGACAGACGGUCCCAAUUAUCUCAAAUUUUUGACCACUAUGCGCUCCAAAUUAGGAACAGGAAGUAGUUUGUCUAUUGCUGCUCCAGCUUCCUACUGGUAUCUUAAAUCAUUCCCCAUCAACAACAUGGCCAAGCAGCUUGACUACAUUGUUUACAUGACUUACGACUUGCACGGACAAUGGGAUGCUGGUAAUCAGUGGGCCACAGAGGGUUGCGCGGAAGGAAAUUGUCUUCGUAGUCAUGUGAAUCUCACCGAGACUGAGUACGCACUUUCCAUGAUCACCAAGGCGGGUGUCUCGACAAACAAAAUUUUUGUGGGCGAGUCAAGCUACGGCCGUUCAUUCAAAAUGUCAGAGAAGGGCUGCACGGGACCCGACUGCAAGUUCGAGGGCACACGAUACGACUCCAAAGCAAAGAAAGGUGUCUGUACAGACACCGCUGGUUAUAUUUCUAAUGCUGAGAUUGGUCGGAUCAAGAACUUAAACCCUAACGUUAAAACUUGGCAUGACGGUGACUCAAACAGUGACAUAAUGGUCUACGAUGAUACUGAAUGGGUCGCCUACAUGGCCCCGGCCACCAAGAACAGCCGUCGAUCUUACUGGCAAGGAAUGAACUUUGCCGGUACCAUUGACUGGGCAGUCGAUCUGCAGGAGUACACAGACGAUGAUUUCGCAGGCCCCGAUGGCGAUAGUAUGGACGAUGGCUUCCCAAUGCCGGACUUACCUGAAUGCAAAGGCUCAUACGACUCUCUGGAUGCCAUUGAAGACGAUAUGGGCAAAAUACCCAAAGGCUGCUUGUCCCAAUACAUACUGAAGGUCCUGAAAGACACUCUCGAUGAUGCCUUGAAACGUUACGACGACAUGAUAGCAGACGACUAUGACAAAGACUUCGACUACUACGCCCAAGCCGUGGUCGACAGUGGACGGGACCAGGUCGAAAGCUUCAUGUACCAGAAUGGAUCAAACUACUUCACCUGCAUUGUGACCGAGAUGGUUCCCGAUUGUGGCUUCUGCAAGAACCAGUGGGGGAAAGACAGCGACGUCUACUGUCGUUACUGUGAGGAUUACGACAAUGGCUGGGACCCAAUUUGCGACCAGCCCGAGGUUAACUGUGAGGGUGUCGAGAACAGGUACAAGAACGUGACGGAGCCAUGUCCGCCAGACUAUUCAUUGCGCGCGCAGACACCUCCACAAGAUUCGCGCUGGUCUCAGUCGGUGUACUGGCAUCUGGUGGCCUCCAAGGCCAAGAGUUUCUGGGCAGACUUAUACACCACGAAAGGCAUAGCCCAGGAGAAUAUCAGAUGGGACAAUGUCCAUCAUUGGGAGUGUGCACCUUCCGAUAAAACAUGUGGAAACCGAGACUGGGAUUAUAACUUCCCUGUACCCGACGGUUAUGACAAGGACGACGUUCUCAACCCGAAAGACGUUGUAUCUGACGCUCACAAGAAUGUCACACUUCUCAGCACUGAGAUGUCCAGGGCUCUUGAUCUUAUGACCAAGGGGUCUUUCUCACUUGAUGCGGAUGAUUUAGUAGACGCAUUGUCGCUUCCAAUCUCAAUGAUCGCGGAUGCUGUUGAUAGCAUGGAGAAGGUCAAGGAGAUUGGAGAGAAAAUUGAAGAGACCAAGCGGCAAGCAAUUCUCAUGGCUUUCCUGACUGCCAUCUUCUUCUUUAUCCCAGUGGUUGGUGAAGUUGCUGGUGCUGUCAGUUCCAUGGCAGCCAUUGGCCGAAUUGUCGCACUGUUGGGAGAAGUUGGUAAUGUCGCUCUAGACAUUUAUACCAUCGUUGACGACCCCAAGAACGCACCACUGGCUAUCUUUGGACUUAUCCUCUCCCCAUUGGCUCUUACCGAUGCAGUGGCCAUCGGCCGCGCCGCCAGUGCUCGUCGUUCCAUGUCUGCGGACGAUGUAGCUAAGCUGGGCGAAGGUCUGAACGCCAGGCUGAGCAAAAUCAGCAACAUUAAGAAUGUGUGUCGUAUCUGA
Molecule: messenger RNA, 3873 nt
Organism: Penicillium coprophilum
Lineage: Eukaryota; Fungi; Ascomycota; Eurotiomycetes; Eurotiales; Aspergillaceae
Exons: 7
Coding region: 1-3873 (1290 amino acids)
Biological process (GO): carbohydrate metabolic process
Molecular function (GO): hydrolase activity, hydrolyzing O-glycosyl compounds; chitin binding
Source: RefSeq, a predicted model, not a curated record